Molecule: messenger RNA, 821 nt
Organism: Umbelopsis ramanniana AG
Lineage: Eukaryota; Fungi; Mucoromycota; Umbelopsidomycetes; Umbelopsidales; Umbelopsidaceae
Exons: 4
Coding region: 146-658 (170 amino acids)
Source: RefSeq, a predicted model, not a curated record
GGAAGCUCGAGGACUUAAACUUUUUAAAAAUUGUUUUUAAAGGUGCUACCAAGUUACCCUCUCAGGUACACACUAUACAAGGCCCUACAAACCGCCAAAACCGCUUCCUCCUCCCGAAAAAAGGCUCAAAACCACCCUUCACUGCAUGAGCUUUCCAGAGAAUGAGUCAAGCCUACCACUUCAUUCAACUUAUUUUGGUCACAACCCCCUCAAUAACGGCCAUCUCAAGUGGACCCUGAACAUCACACAAAACCACAAAUCAGGGCUAUGCAAGGAUUUUCCGGUCAACUUUUACGUUCAUACCCCCCAAGAACAGAGCAAAGUUGCCAAGGCCACCCAUUAUUCAAAGGCAUACAUCGUGAAAUUUCGAUGCCUACCAAACGUAACUUUCUGGUCGACUUUCCACGUUCACAUCCCCAAGAACAAAAUCCAUUUCAGAAGCGAUAUACGUAGCCAACUAUCCCAAAAUGUCUCUAAUCAUCAAUCAUUACACAAACAUUCAAAAUUCUACUUCAGAACUUGUGUAUGUGGCAAUCAACCAAAAAAUGACUCUACAAUGACCCCAUACAAGAGUCCCAACAUUCGGCCAAAUCAUGCACGUACAAUCAAACAAAACACUCAAAUACACCAAACAAAAGUUCUAUUCAGAAACCGUUAAGCGUAGUCAGUUCCACCAAAACCGUCCCUGCAAUUACCUUAAAAACGACUAAACAGCCCACUAAAUACGCAAAUGUAAACGGUCAAAGAUGUAUUUCAUUACAUCAAGUAUAUGGAUUUGCUGAUUAUAUAUCGCAAUCAUCAUACAAGGCUUGGCUCUUUUC